ACUCCUCACACUUAACAAAGUCACAGCUCUGCUUCUCUUUCAGGCAGACAACAGCAGCACAAAAUCCCAGAAAGAAAACACACACACACACACACACACACUCUCUCUUUCUCUCUCUUCUCUUAUUCUGUGUUUGGUUAGACAGAAAAAGAAAUGGGUGACUUCAUGGAAACAGAAGAAGAAUUAAUGGAUUUCACCUUAGCUGAGGCUAUGGAAAUGACCACCAUGUUUAAAGGAUUGAAAGAAAAACCAAUCGGUCAAGAGUUAUGUAAAGAACUUGCCACCAAGUUUAGUUCUUCAUCAUUUCGUACUGGAAAAUCUUUAAUAAAAUGGGAACAGGUGCAAGCUUGGUUUCUUGAUAAGCUAAAACCAAAAGCGGUUAAAGCCCCUGUUGAUGAUAAUGUAGAACCUGUUGUUCCUCGACGACGAGGAAGAAAACCAAAAUCUAAAAACACAAGUUCAUCUCUAGUGGUCUACAGAAAAUACGAUGCUUGUGGUUACACAAGACUCCCAGAUUGUGCAUAUGACAUGCCUCAGAGGCCCAGAGUUUCUGCAGCAGAGAUGGCCAAAGAACUCACAGGGUUGGCUUUUGAAGCUCUGUCAGCAAAGGAUUUAGCUUGGUAUGAUGUAGCCUCAUUUCUCAACUUCAGAGUUCUUUACACGGGCGAGCUUGAAGUUCGUGUAAGAUUUGCUGGCUUUGGUAAUGAAGAAGAUGAAUGGGUGAAUGUUAAAAGGGGAGUACGUGAACGUUCUGUUCCCUUAGAGCCCUCAGAAUGUGACAAGCUGAACGUUGGAGAUCACGUGAUGUGCUUCAGGGAAGAUGAGUAUCUUGCAGUAUAUGGGGACGCGAUGGUUGUGGAGAUCCAAAAGAAUCUACAUGAUAAUACAAGAUGCACGUGCAUCUUUGUCGUCCGCUAUGACUUAGAUAAGGCUGAGGAGAAACUUACACUUGACAAGAUAUGUUGCAGACCAAACUUCAUCAAUAACAACAACAACACACACAGCGAAAUUCCACAAGUAGAGUCUGAGGAGGAUAUGAUGUAGUUAACUCGUGUCAGUGAGCUUCAGAUGAUUAAACAAAGAAAGCACACCUAAGUAGCUAAGCAUCCAAACAUGGGAUGGGAGUAUUCAAAAUUCUACUUGUGUAUUACGCUAAAUUGUGUGUUUCGUACAAGUUUCACUGUAACUCAUGGUCGGUAGAAUCUUGAACAGUGAUAAACUCACCGGGCCAGAGCAUCCGGGGCGUUGUGCUGGAAUUUUGGAUAUUGGAAGCAAUGUAAUAUUUAGCAUUCCUUUGCUUGUUCUUA
Molecule: messenger RNA, 1307 nt
Organism: Solanum dulcamara
Lineage: Eukaryota; Viridiplantae; Streptophyta; Magnoliopsida; Solanales; Solanaceae
Product: protein SAWADEE HOMEODOMAIN HOMOLOG 1
Exons: 9
Coding region: 154-1044 (296 amino acids)
Molecular function (GO): chromatin binding
Source: RefSeq, a predicted model, not a curated record